Triticum dicoccoides is the source of this 564-nucleotide messenger RNA. Its product is annotated as subtilisin-chymotrypsin inhibitor-2A-like. The transcript has 2 exons. Gene Ontology annotation, biological process: response to wounding. Bases 154 to 369 code for a protein of 71 amino acids. NCBI's taxonomy places the organism in Eukaryota, Viridiplantae, Streptophyta, Magnoliopsida, Poales, Poaceae. The record is from RefSeq and is a predicted model, not a curated record. Gene Ontology annotation, molecular function: serine-type endopeptidase inhibitor activity.
AUAUCUUCAUCCAUAAAUACAGCACCCGAGCGAGGCCUCCAAGCGAAAUCAAGUAGUACAACACAAAGCUCUCUAUCAGGAAUUCGAUCAGGAUCAUCGUCGUCCAUCAGUCGAGACGUACGUGGUUCAGUUCAACAGGUCCUCAGUACGAGAAUGAGCUCCUCGGACGACACCUGCGGCAAGAAGGCGUCGUGGCCGGAGCUGGUUGGGAAGUCCAUCGAGGAGGCCAAGAAGAUCAUCAUGAAGGACAGGCCGGAUGUGAAGAUCAUCGAGGUCUUCCCGGUCGGCACCGCCGUGACCGGGGACUUCAGGCCCGACCGUGUCCGCAUCUUCGUCGACACCGUUGCGGAGAUCCCCCGCAUUGGCUAGCUUUUGUUGAUGCCCCACCGUUUUAUGUGUGUGUGUCUGUAUGUGUUAUGUUCCUGAAUAAACCAUAGCUAGUGAGUAGUGACCAUGUAUGCAUACUACUCCUAGCUAUGUCGGUCGCUCUGUAAGAAUUAAAAUAAUCAUUAAACUUUUUUAUGGGAAAUAAUCAAAGUUGAUCGCUGGCUUGCAACUUUGCUA